This is a messenger RNA of Neoarthrinium moseri, 1167 nucleotides long. RefSeq lists its product as uncharacterized. The record is from RefSeq and is a predicted model, not a curated record. The transcript has a single exon. Lineage: Eukaryota; Fungi; Ascomycota; Sordariomycetes; Amphisphaeriales; Apiosporaceae. Gene Ontology annotation, cellular component: cytosol. Gene Ontology annotation, biological process: isoprenoid biosynthetic process; isopentenyl diphosphate biosynthetic process, mevalonate pathway. The coding region runs from base 1 to 1167 and encodes 388 amino acids. Gene Ontology annotation, molecular function: ATP binding; diphosphomevalonate decarboxylase activity.
AUGGUCGUCUACCGGGCUAGCACGACGGCUCCCGUCAACAUCGCGGUCGUUAAGUACUGGGGGAAGCGCGACCCCAAGCUCAACCUCCCGACGAACUCGUCUCUGUCCGUGACCCUCUCCCAGGAUGACCUGCGCACCUUGACCACCGCCUCCUGCUCCGAGACCUACACCGAGGACGUCCUCCUGCUGAACGGCUCGCCCUCCGACCUGACCGGCGCCCGCACCCAGGCCUGUCUGCGCGAGCUGCGCGCCCUCCGCGCCGCCGUCGAGGCCAGGGACGCGUCGCUGCCCAAGCUCGCCCAGCUGAAGCUCCUCCUCGUCUCCGAGAACAACUUCCCCACCGCCGCCGGUCUCGCCUCCUCGGCUGCCGGCUUCGCCGCCUUCGUCCGCGCCAUCGCCGACCUGUACGAGCUGCCUGCCUCGCCCACCGAGCUCUCCCUCAUUGCCAGGCAGGGAAGCGGCUCUGCCUGCCGCAGUCUGUUCGGCGGAUACGUGGCGUGGCGCGCAGGUGCCCAUGUCGAUGGCCUGGACUCGAAGGCGGUGGAGGUCGCCCCCGCCGCGCACUGGCCGAACAUGCGGGCUCUGAUCCUGGUCGCGAGCGCAGCGAAGAAGGGCGUGAGCUCGACCAGCGGUAUGCAGCAGACCGUGGCGACCUCGGGCCUUUUCCAGCAGAGAAUCGCCGAGGUUGUGCCCGCCAACAUGGAGACCAUGGAGGCCGCCAUUGCCGCCAGGGACUUCCCCAAGUUCGCCGAGGUCACCAUGAGGGACUCCAACUCCUUUCACGCCACCUGCGCCGACACGUACCCGCCCAUCUUCUACAUGAACGACGUGUCGAGGGCGGCCGUGCGCGCUGUUGAGGCCAUCAACGCCGCCGCGGGCAAGACGAUUGCCGCUUACACCUUCGAUGCUGGCCCGAACGCUGUGAUUUACUACCUCGAGGAGGACAGCGAGACGGUUCUCGGCACCUUCUACGCGCUGCUGGAGAGUACCGAGGGCUGGAAGAAGGGCACAAACCCCAAGUCCAGCGUGCAGCUCGACGAGGCAGUGAGCGACUCGCUCAAGACUGGCGUCAGCCGGGUAAUCAUGACCGGCGUCGGCGAGGGCCCCCAGAAGACUGACGUCUUCUUGGUGUCCGAGGAUGGCAAGCCUCUUUCUACGAGUGCGUAA